Molecule: messenger RNA, 3771 nt
Organism: Entelurus aequoreus (snake pipefish)
Lineage: Eukaryota; Metazoa; Chordata; Actinopteri; Syngnathiformes; Syngnathidae
Gene: ecel1
Product: endothelin-converting enzyme-like 1
Exons: 19
Coding region: 635-3028 (797 amino acids)
Biological process (GO): protein processing
Cellular component (GO): plasma membrane
Molecular function (GO): metalloendopeptidase activity
Source: RefSeq, a predicted model, not a curated record
CAGCAGCCCGGCUCUUGUGCGCUGACCUCCGUAGGGGACCGUAUCAUCCACCCGGACUUCUACCGGAGAGCUCGGUCUUCUUCCCUCGAUUGACUAGGGCACUUUUAAUUUCCCACCGGGUAUUUUAAUUUACUCUCCACAGACUUGGGAGGCUGUGGGCUCUGCAGCGGCGGCAGUAAGUGGUGGACAUCCCAACGUGUGUGCCGAUUUCUGGAAGGAACUGCGUCAUCUACUUGACUUCCACUUGACAGGGCAGUCAUCUGCAGCGUCCUUCCCUCUGAGUGUUUGGAUUUACUCUCCACAGGUGACUUGGAACAGGUUGGAGGGGAGGAGAGGAAGAUAAUCAAUUGAAAAGGAGCAAAGAGAAAGAGGAUGAGCCACAUAACGAGCGACACCCAGGAGGUUUCCCAUUCCCAAUGGAAGUCCUCAUCCUGCCUACUCAUGGUUUGAAAAGGCAAGGCAAAGACAAGGCAGCCUAAAGAAGACCUUGUCCUCUUUGCUUUGCCCUGCGUGAACGCCCUAUAUUUAGCUCUGCCGGAGUCAUGGUUUUAAUCUGAACACAAAAAUAAGUCUUUAAUCUCCCACCCUACACAGCCGUCUGCUAUUGCCAUCUAAUUCCUAACAUCCCAUUGUCAUGGAGAAGACGUAUUCACUAACCGCCCACUAUGAUGAGUUCCAGGAAGUGAAAUACGGCGGCCGCUACAGCAGUGACAUCCUCAGUAACGGCAUGACCCUUCACUUGGGUGGCAGUCUGGACCGACAUAUCGGGCGCGCCCGGGGAGGAACGUGGUCAAACGGUCGCAAUAGAGAUGCGAGCGGCACCGGCGGCGGUCUCCCUCGAUGGAGCCGGAGGGAGAUUUGCCUCCUCUCUGCUUUGGUCUUCGCAGCGGGCAUGUGUGUGAUUUUGGCCAGCAUGCUGGCCCUGAAAUAUAUUUCCUUGGAGGCGCAGCAGGACCCACAGUGCAGGCAAGACUGCCAGCAAACACGCGCACUGCUGCGGGCUGCACGCUUUGUCCAAGCCAAUAUCGACCCCACCAUCCAACCCUGCCAGGACUUUUACUCCUUCGCCUGCGGGGGCUGGUUGAGGCGUCACGCCAUCCCAGAAGACAAGCUCAGCUAUGGCAUCAUCACAGCCAUAGGGGAGCACAAUGAAGAGAAGCUACAUCGCAUCCUUCUGGAGCCCGUUCGGAGGCGUGAGCCCGAUUCGGCCGAGCGCAAGGUCAAGGAAUUUUACAGAUCUUGUGUCAACAUCCAAGAGAUUGACAAGCUGGGUUCUGACCCCAUGACUGAGGUGAUAGACAGCUGCGGAGGGUGGGAUCUAGUUGGCGCUCCCCCUGGUGCUGCUGGCUGGGAGAAAGAGGGUGCCCCGCAAAGGCCGGACUUCAAUGAGCUGCUGUACAGGACGCAGGGCGUGUACAGCACUGCGGUCUUCUUCUCGCUCACCGUCAAUGUGGACGACAAAAACUCCUCUCGAAAUGCUAUCAGGAUUGAUCAGGAGGGACUAACACUGCCUGAGAGGAGCCUCUACUUGGGUGAGGAUGAGGACAGUGUGAAGAUCUUGGCGGCCUACAAGGCCUUGAUGGAGCGCUUACUGAGCAUGCUGGGGGCUCACAACGCUACACAAAAGUCCAAAGAGAUUAUAGAGCUGGAGACCCGUCUGGCCAAUAUAACUGUGUCUGAAUAUGAUGACCAGAGAAGGGACGUCAGCACGAUGUAUAACCGUAUUACACUCAGGCAGCUGCAACGCAUGGCUCCUGGUCUUCACUGGAAACGCUUGCUGGAUAAAAUCUUCGACGACAACUUCUCUGAAGAUGAGGAGAUAGUGGUGCUCGCCACCGAUUACAUACAAAAAGUGUCCGACAUCAUCAAGACCACAUCAAAAAGGGUUCUCCAUAACUACAUGUUGUGGCGCAUUGUGGCAGCGCUCAGCGAAAAUCUGUCCACCGCCUUCAGGAGCACCAUUCAUGAGUUUUCUCGGGAAAUUGAUGGCACCGAGCAGCAGCUGGAGCUGGGCAGAAUGUGUCUCACACAGGCCAACAAACACUUCGGCAUGGCCCUGGGAGCACUUUUUGUCCAGGAGCACUUCUCCUCACAGAGCAAAGCAAAGGUGCAAGAGUUGGUGGAGGACAUAAAGCACGCCCUGGACCUCCGGCUGGAGGAGCUUGACUGGAUGGAUGAAGCCACCAAGGAGGCCGCCAGAGCAAAGCUGAAGUACAUGAUGGUCAUGACAGGAUACCCGGACUUCCUGCUCAAACCCGAGCUCAUAGAUCAAGAAUACGGGUUUGAGGUGGAUGAGAAAACCUACUUCAAGAACAUCCUAAACAGCAUCAAGUUCAACAUCAAGCUAUCGAUCAAGAAGAUUCACGAAGAAGUGGACAAGACCGCGUGGCUUCUCCCCCCACAGGCGCUGAAUGCCUACUACCUUCCUAACAAGAACCAAAUGGUUUUCCCAGCCGGCAUCCUGCAGCCUACUUUGUACAACCCUGAGUUCCCACAGUCUUUGAACUAUGGCGGAAUAGGAGCAAUCAUUGGCCAUGAACUGACACAUGGAUAUGAUGACUGGGGGGGCCAGUAUGAUCGCCACGGCAACCUCAAACAGUGGUGGACUGAGGACAGUUACAGAAAGUUCCAGAAGAAGGCCGAAUGUAUUGUUAAACUCUACAACAAUUUCACAGUUUACAAUCAAAGGGUGAAUGGCCGCCUGACACUGGGGGAGAACAUAGCAGACAUGGGAGGACUCAAACUGUCAUACUAUGCGUACCAGAAGUGGGUGAGGGAGCACGGCCCCGAGAGGCCCCUACCAGGCCUUAAAUAUACACAUGAACAACUCUUCUUCAUCGCCUUUGCACAGAACUGGUGUAUGAAAAGAAGAUCUCAGUCAAUCUACUUGCAGUUGUUAACCGAUAAACAUGCACCAGAACACUACAGAGUGAUCGGCAGCGUUUCCCAAUUCAAAGAGUUUUCCCGUGUUUACCAUUGUGGGAAAGGCUCCCCUAUGAACCCUGAUGAAAAAUGUUCUGUGUGGUGACACUACUUCACAUGCCUCAUUAUAUUUUGCGUUAAUCAGAACGACCACAUAAUAAAAGUUCAUCUUUUUAAAAUUAAAAAUUAAAAACGCCAACAUGCACAUAAAGCAUUGUCGCCUAACCAAGCUAACAUCCGAGUACAAGACACUUAUCAUUGACUAUAUAUAUUUUUCUAUGUUUACAUUUAUUUUUAAAUCAUCUAUUUUUGUAUUACAACACGCUCAUACUGUUGGUGAGCUGUCUUGGUUUUUACUUAGCAGGUUCCAAGCACUAACCUAUUUUUCUCAAUCGUUUAUCCACUGAUACAUCAACCAGGACAUUCCAGAAGAAGUAGAAGGUCAGCAGCAGCUGUGAUCUCAGUCAGAUUGCAGCACGUUUUAGCAUUGUGAUUAAGGUUGUUGUAUCGUCUGCCUGCAUUGUUCUCUUUGUUCUUGUAUUUCUACUUUUUUAAGGGACGUUUUUAAUUUCUUUUUUUUUUUUCUUUUUUUUGGGGGGGGAGAAAGGUUUAUUAUGAUGGUUGACCUCAGGAAGUUUAGAGCCAAAAGAAGGAUACAAUCUUUAUGUCGCCUCAUCAUCACCUGAUCGAUAAAAUAUAACACAAAAAGCUAUUAUUUCCUGACUGGAACAUGAGCUUGAACCUACCACACCCAGAAAUGGCAAAAUAUGGUUUCAUAUAAAUUUCCCAUCAGUUUAUGUUGACGCCUCUCAGACUGGCUGACUGACGCGACAUAAGUGAAACGGCCAA